Molecule: messenger RNA, 4048 nt
Organism: Oncorhynchus gorbuscha (pink salmon)
Lineage: Eukaryota; Metazoa; Chordata; Actinopteri; Salmoniformes; Salmonidae
Product: CMP-N-acetylneuraminate-beta-1,4-galactoside alpha-2,3-sialyltransferase-like
Exons: 14
Coding region: 361-1533 (390 amino acids)
Molecular function (GO): sialyltransferase activity
Source: RefSeq, a predicted model, not a curated record
CUACCAUUGAGCCAGAGUAGCUUGGAGAGAAGAGAAGGGGUGCGCGCAAUAUGGGAGGGUGAUUCUCGAACAUCUUCAGCUAACAGUUCUCAUGAUGAUGGUCGGAAAAGUAGGGGCGAUACGGUUGCGACCUUUUCGUUUUUUAAACUAGCGCUAGCUACGUCUAACCUUUUCUACAAGAGGCAGUUCUGAAAAGGGGACGAUAAGUUAAGCAGCUGACAGGCAGUGUGUGCCACCUUCUGCAACACACUGGCUUCUCAUCUUCUCCCUCCCUUCGUGAGCACUGAGUAAUGGAAAGCUGGAACUAAUAACUUGGUUUGGUGAUGUGCUGCAUGGUGCCAUGUGAAUGACAGAACCACAAUGAAGUCGUCACACAAGCUGCUGUUCGUCCUGUGCCCCAUGCUGGUCCUGGGCUUCAUCUACUACUCCUCUGGGAAGCUACACCUACACGUAUGGGGCCAGAAGCCACAGAUUGAUUCGGAGUCCACUCUCAUAGUCCCGACUAAAGGUCAAAGCACCACAGAGUUGGAAGCGGACGUUGCUCUCACCGUGGGACAAAUAGUAGGCUCAGUGUAUGAUAAGCAGGGCUUUCUGCUGAAGCUGGAUGCAAAGUUGUCAGCAGAAUUGGCGUACAAGUAUGGCAACCUCAGCGAAGGAGUGUGCAAGCCAGGCUACGCAGCUGCCAAGAUGACUGCCAUCUAUCCAAAGUUCAUGAAGCCAGCUCCCAUGUUUCUUGACCGGAACUUCAAGCGUCUGGCCAAAGUCAGCAGUUACUUACCUCCAUUUGGAUUCAAAACACAAGAAACAAUCAUAGACAUUAUUCUAACUGCCACAAAGAACUAUGGGCUGGGUCAAGACGUUGACAGUUUAAUUUGUAAAAGAUGCAUUAUCGUGGGCAAUGGUGGUAUCCUGGCUAAUAAGUCUCUGGGCUCCCGAAUCGAUGAUUACGACAUUGUGGUGAGGUUGAACGAGGCUCCGGUGACUGGUUUCGGCAAGGAUGUGGGCACCAAGACCACCAUGCGUAUUACCUACCCCGAGGGUGCCAUCCAGAAGCCUGAGCGAUACGAGAAGGACUCGCUCUUCGUCUUCUCUGCCUUCAAACCGCUGGACUUCAAGUGGCUCAGACAGAUGGUCUUCAGAGAGAAGCUGCGUGGUACAGAGGGCUUCUGGAAGUCAGUGGCCCGUUACGUCCCGAAGGAGCCCACAGAGAUGCGCAUCCUCAACCCCUACUUUAUCCAGGAGGCUGCCUUCCAGUUCAUCGGCCUGCCACUCAACAACGGCCUCAUGGGGAAAGGGAACAUUCCAACCCUGGGUACGGUCGCCAUAACGAUGGCCCUGCAUAACUGUGAUGAGGUGGCGGUGGCCGGCUUCGGCUACGACAUGAACACGCCCCACGCGCCCUUGCACUACUACGAGACGGUCAAGAUGUCCGCCAUCAAAGAGUCCUGGACACACAACAUAUCCAAGGAGAAGGAGUUCCUCCGCAAGCUGGUGAAGGCCAACGUCAUCACAGACCUGACCAACGGCAUUUGAGUCUAACUGUUCCAGAGCUUUGCCUUUUUCCAAAAGAACCACAGAACAGAGGAUUCUGGGAAUUAACCUAGAUGGGUGGUGGGGGGGGACCCAGACCCAAACCCUGGUGGUCUGUAUACUGCCUAAGUUUUUAUGAAGAGAAGAUUUAAACGGACGACUCAGUGGAGAGACUCACAUACUUGCCUUCUGACCCAGAGGCUCCUGUGUCAGGAGAGACAUAGGCCUGGAUCGGACAUCUUCAGGACAGUCAACGAUCCGACAACCAUGUUUACCGUUUCAAUAACCCUGAAAAUCACGUGAACGAACAAGUGAUAUGGAAGAGGAUGAUUAUGGAUGGCAGAGGAUGGAAGGCCUGACGGACGGCUGUAGAGACGGACAAUCUGCAGAAGAGAGGGACAGAUGGUUACAGCAGUGCCAAAUGUACGUACCUCGUUACAAAGGGGGGAGCAGAGGCCUUCUCCCUGUACUGCCUGAAUGUAUUCACAAAACAAUGUAAAUAUCAAAGAUCAUUACCAUGCUGCAGCAACCCCCCAUCCGGGCAUUGGCGAGCCUCCCUCCAUCUGGGUAUCAGCAUACAGUACAUAUCCCACCUCAGACCCACACAAGGCCUUUUUUUAAACCUUCGUCUCUCCCCCUUAUCGCUUCCAUAUCAGCAGGCCUUUUUGAGGCUGCCCUGCAUUUUGAGAUUAUCAUUACAGAUGUUAAUAUCCAGCAAGAGAAGAGGCCUGGAUUAUUUUAUUUAGGUUUAAUUUAUUUAUAAAUAGGCUGAGAAUUGGUGCAAUUGUUCUAGUUCGCCACGAUGUGCUUCCUCAAUGACUCACUGAGGUGUCAUUAGUUGUUGAGUGGAUAUCCCUCAAACCUGAGACCCUAGUAUUUCCAGUAUGCCUUUAAUAUAAGCCCAAGUCCAAGUCAGUAUUAUCAUUUAUGUCCAAUAUUUCAGUCAGAUUUUUGUGUUGUGAAAUUUUUAUUUUUUAUGUUUUGAACAUAACAAAGUAUCACAAGAUGAAGCCCCAACAGAUCAGUAUUACAGAGAGAGAGAGAACCAAUGGUCUGGGAAUAGUGUUCCCGUUCACACUCAAGUGUUCAGAAUAAUUUGCCACUUGUCAAGUAUUUCAAUAAAAACCCAAGGGGUCCAAUAUUUCAGUCAGAUUGUAGUAAGUCGUAUUACAAUAUUAAACCAUAUUUCAGUUAUAUCCUGUUUGGUUUGUGAUAUUAAACCCAAAUUGGUAUUACAAUAUGAAAGCUUACUGAUCCACUGUUUCUCAGUGAAAGGCCCAUUUGGUUAGUAGUUACAGUUCCAGCAUUAACGGAUCAGUAUUUAGGUGUUGCUCCGGUGGCUCAGUAUUACAAGAUGAGACACCACGCUAUGGUUACAGCCUCACCCGCUGCUUCCCUCAUCAUCAACUUCAACUGAAUGUCAUAAUCAGCUUUUUUAGUUCUUUCUACCUUUUUUUGGAUGACAUUUUGACUGUUGCUUAAUUUUUGUAUUUAAUGUUCUUUUUUACUGUCUUCGUGGAGGUGCAUACUUACUGUACACCUGUAUCCACUUAUCUUCCUGUCCAUUAGUAAGGUAUUAGGGUUGUGUUCAUUUGGCGAGAAAUAGAAGAAAACAUACUAAAACGUUGAGACUGACUGGACUUCAAAUGCUAAUGUCUGUUCUAUUGCGAAAGGUUUUAAAUAGUUUCCCUUUGUGUACUGUAAUGAACACUAACCAGUUUCAGAGGCGUCACUGCUCUCUCUUGCUGGGCUCCCACAACAAAACUUUUCUCACUUCUGUUCACGAUGGGAAAAUUAAAGAAUAUGGAGGAAUCUUAACCUAGCCUACCAUAUUGGUGUACCUAUCCAGGCCCUUCAAAUUAGUUAGGGGAAAGUAGGCUGCUUUUACACAGGCAGCCCAGUUCUGAUAUUUGUUCCACUAAUUUGUCUUGUGAAAAGAUUUGAUUGGUCGAAAGACCAGUUAGUGAAAAAAGAUCACAAUUGGGCUGCCUGUGUAAAUGCAGCCUUUGUUAUGUAGGUUGGAGGGAAGGGAUGGAUCUUUCAGAAAUGGAACCCUGCAUAGGACGUUCACUGCUAGGGUCCUAAGAACAGCUCACUGCCACCUGACGAGGCCCUCUCAGGCUGCGUUUACAGGGUUGGACUCGAUUCCAUAUCAAAUAUAGACGAGUUAAGUCGUCAGUCAUUUUCAAUUAGGAUUCUUUUCAUGAAUUAAAAAAUGAAUUAUGUGCACCCUGGAAUGGGCAGGAAUUGAAACAGAAUUGACCCCAGCCUGGUCUGCAGGCAGAAUGUCAUUAUUAGAACUGGAGACGACAAUGACAUCAUACGAGAAACCAUAUCAUCCAACGAGAGAGGUCAAAAUCAGUCAUCACCUUGCCCUAACACAAUCAAUCACUGGCAAGGUGGUUACAGAUCAAAUCACAAGUGUUACUGUUUCUUUUUCUAUAUUAUAUGAAAUCGAGACUGUCAUAUUUGCAACUUGUUAAUAAAUACGUUGACCCUUUUGUCGCUUUGUAAGGUG